Trichoderma aggressivum f. europaeum is the source of this 1833-nucleotide messenger RNA. RefSeq lists its product as uncharacterized. The transcript has a single exon. The record is from RefSeq and is a predicted model, not a curated record. Lineage: Eukaryota; Fungi; Ascomycota; Sordariomycetes; Hypocreales; Hypocreaceae. Bases 1 to 1833 code for a protein of 610 amino acids.
AUGCUUCGGAAAGUAUUCUGGCCAAGGACAACCCGCAAUGGCCAUCCCCUAUCCAAACGAGCAAUAGAGUGGGUGAAAACAAAAAUGGAAGAGUGUGACAAUGAUCAUCUUUGUCAUUCUUCAGAGCUCUCUCCCUUGCCAGACAAGGUCCUCUCACUCGAAGCUUCCACCGAAGGCAGCAUCACGGUCAGGCUCACCGAACCAGACAAAGCUCUAGGCAAAUACGCUACUUUGAGUCACCGUUGGAGCUCGGAUCACAACUUCAUCACCACCAUCGAGAAUCUCGGUGACAGAAAAGAAGGAAUAUCGUGGGAAGAGCUUCCGAAAACGUUCCAGGACGCCGUUCGGUUCUGCUUGGAGCUUGACAUACCCUACCUCUGGAUUGACGCUCUUUGCAUUGUUCAAGAUGAUCCCAUGGAUUGGGAGCUUCAAUCCGCAAAAAUGGCAGACAUUUACCAUCAGUCAUGUCUCACGCUGGCCGCAACUUGGUCUAAUUCCAACUCGACUGGGUGCUUCCCAACCCAGGCAGAUGAAUACGCCGAGCACUCAUUGGAAGUUACAAAUUCGACUCAAGACAGCUUCCGACUGAAGGUUCGCCGUAAGCUUCCCCAUUGGGCCACUGAUCCAACGGCGAUGCCAACACGGGACAACCCGCUGCUCUCCAGAGCCUGGGUAUUCCAGGAACGAGUGCUGUCGCCCAGAGUCCUUCAUUUUUGCCUACGAGAGAUGAUUUGGGAGUGUUGUGAACACACAAUAUGCGAAUGCGGAGGACUAUCGAACAGUCUCAAUCUGAAAUCAUUAUUCGCGCUUGCUUCACACCUGAAAAUCAGCAAUGACCAACCCGAAAGCGAAAGUGAAAGCUCAAGCAGAGAGGACGCUGUACAGUCUGUGAUAUCACAAGUGAAUGAGCGGCAAUCAAUUGGAAGGCUCGAUCCCGAUUUUGAUGAGGUCAAUGAUCAACUUGAUACUCGAGAGCAGAGGCUCAGAGCAUCCAGGGAGGAUGUCAUGAAGACCUACAAUUUGCAAAUGAAGGAGAUACUCGUACCCGUCAAACAGUGGCAUGGUCUCGUGGAGCACUACUCCAAGCUAAAGUUGACGAAGCAGACUGAUCGCCUUCCAGCGCUGUCGGGUCUUGCACAUCGCAUGGCCCCUUUUCUCGGCGAUUAUCACGCAGGACUAUGGAAGUCAUCCCUCUUUCUCGAUCUUGCUUGGGCGGCCGACAAACCUUCAAGUCAUCUGAAUCGCUCUCGGGAAUACAUUGGUCCCUCUUGGUCAUGGGUGUCUGUAAACGCAGGCGUUCGCUAUUUGAACGCAGAAGAUAUUUGGCUCUCGCCUGAACAGAGCUACGUCCAUGAUACGGACCACUCGUGGCAAAAGUCAUCUUAUAGACAACCAAUACUUCGGUCGAUUCAAGUCAAGGCCAAAGGGAGAAACGACUAUGGCGAGAUUUCUUCCGUCACCUUGGCUGUCUCGGGUCUUUUACGCUCGGCCAGCCUAGUUGUCAACCCAGCCUUCCUAUCACCCAGGGACAUGACCACCUUUGAACUUGAGAUAGAGCUUUCUGAAGCGUCUUCGUGCAAAGUACCAUCCGUAAGAUUACCAUUCUCGGCAGAUUAUCUUCUCAAUGAUCGAAUUGGGCGCGAGCGAGGGGCACUCUAUCUCUUUGCACUCUUCCCGAGGGUAUGUCUCGUUUUGUCGGACACGCGCCUGCGGAGGGGGGAAUUGAAGGUUUACCAAAGAGUCGGUAUUGUUCAGUUGACUGAGCACCUUGAAUCAAGGUAUGGAAUUGACUGGCUACAUGGCGCACAACACUGCGAGAUUAUGAUAAUUUAG